Messenger RNA from Zingiber officinale, 977 nucleotides. Its product is annotated as transcription factor MYB4-like. NCBI's taxonomy places the organism in Eukaryota, Viridiplantae, Streptophyta, Magnoliopsida, Zingiberales, Zingiberaceae. The coding region runs from base 75 to 830 and encodes 251 amino acids. The transcript has 3 exons. The record is from RefSeq and is a predicted model, not a curated record.
ACAGAGAACAAGGAAGGAAAGAAAGGAAAAUCAAACCAAUUAGUUGAGUUGCAGAAGAAGAUCGAUCGAGGAGAAUGGUGAGAGCUCCCUGCUGCGAGAAGACAGGCCUGAACAGGGGGCCGUGGACGCCGGAAGAGGACCAGAUCUUAGUGAACCACAUCCACGGAUUCGGCCACGGCAACUGGCGCGCCCUCCCCAAGCAAGCCGGGCUGUUGAGGUGCGGGAAGAGCUGCAGGCUCCGGUGGAUGAACUACCUGCGCCCGGACAUCAAGCGAGGCAACUUCACGGAGGAAGAAGAGGAAACCAUCGUCCAGCUGCACCAGAAGCUCGGCAACAGGUGGUCCGCCAUUGCUGCGAGCUUGCCAGGGAGGACAGAUAACGAGAUCAAGAAUGUGUGGCACACGCAUUUGAAGAGGCGUCUCGUCGACCCGACCAUGGAGUCAGGGAAACAGCAGAAGAAGAAGAAGAAGAAGAAGAAGAAGAGCGAGAGCUCCAACGCUUCCACUGUAGAUUUCAUUGAAGAGUCAGAGAUGGAGAGGUUUUGGUUGGACGCAUUGUCCAUGAAUGCUAUCUCAACCGAAACCCCUACAGAUCAAUCAAACAGUGGCUUCUCUUCCACUACCACGAUUGCAGCGAUCAGCAUCGAUCCUACUGAUCAUGGCCAACCGGAGGAUGAACUACAUGUAGCAGCAGAGAUCGAGAGCUUUUGGUUGGACCCCUUGUCCAUUGAUUUUGCAAGUCCAAGUACUCACUACUACAACCUAUUUAACAGUGACAAUGACAUGGAUUUUUGGCAAGAAGUCUCAGUACAAUUCCAAGAAAUAUUUUGAAGGCAGAGCAUCAAGAUCUUGUUCAAGAUGUGUAAACCUUGCUUGUUACUUUUGUUUUGGUUGAGUCGAUCUAAUUUAGUGAGUGACUUAAUUAAUUAGCAGUUGCAAUAAAAUAAAAGUCAGAUUUAAUUUGCACCGUUGCACGCA